Girardinichthys multiradiatus is the source of this 9090-nucleotide messenger RNA. It is a transcript of the gene dock5, whose product is annotated as dedicator of cytokinesis 5. Gene Ontology annotation, biological process: cell migration; small GTPase-mediated signal transduction. Bases 177 to 5735 code for a protein of 1852 amino acids. The record is from RefSeq and is a predicted model, not a curated record. NCBI's taxonomy places the organism in Eukaryota, Metazoa, Chordata, Actinopteri, Cyprinodontiformes, Goodeidae. The transcript is spliced from 51 exons. Gene Ontology annotation, molecular function: small GTPase binding; guanyl-nucleotide exchange factor activity. Gene Ontology annotation, cellular component: plasma membrane; cytoplasm.
GAUACUCCCGCAUGUGACCCCUCGCUGUGCCCUCCUCUCCCCUCCCCGUUUACGAGUCAUGAUGGCGGAACUGUAAGACUUCGGGACGAGCUGGAGUGCACCGCCCGUCCUCGUUGAACAAGUGUACAUAGUAAUUUAUUUAUUCGGCCAAAUUUUACAUCCUCCUCCCUCCCGCUAUGACCCGCUGGAUUCCUACUAAGAAGGAGAAGUACGGCGUCGCAAUCUACAAUUAUGACCCCCGUGGCGAGCAGCAGCUGUGUCUACAAGUGGGGGACACGGUGCACAUACUUGAGAAGUUGGAAGGCUGGUAUAGGGGCUACACUCUCAGAAAGAAAGCACAGAAGGGCAUUUUCCCAGCUUCCUACAUCCACUUAAAAGAGGCCACAGUCGAGGGAAUAGGACAACAGGAAAUAAUUAUUCCAGCAGAUUUACCCUUGGUGCAGGAGACGGGGGCUACACUCAGGGAAUGGGUGCAGAUAUGGCAAAAACUCUAUGUGGCAAACAAGAUAACCCUGUUCAGGAGCUUGCAGCAGAUGGCCUACAGCCUCAUCGAAUAUCGAUCUCAGAUAGUGUCAGGAACGCUGCCCAAGGAUGACCUUGUGGAGCUCGAGAAGAAAGUUGCAGCAAAGAUUGAUUAUGGAAACCGGAUUUUAGGGUUGGAUUUGGUUGUUCGAGAUGAAGCAGGGAACAUGCUGGAUCCUGACCGGACCAGUACCGUCAGCCUGUUUCGGGCCCACGAGACGGCUUCCCGCAGCGUGGACAACAGAAUACAGGAAGAGAAGACGAGACUGCAAAACCUUGAAAUGAGGCGGCAGACCCUGUUCAGCUCGGUGCACACCUACAGUCUCCUCAUGAACCUGAAAAACUUUGUGUGCAACAUCGGAGAAGAUGCUGAGCUGCUCAUGUCUCUCUACGAUCCUGACCAGUCAGAAUUUAUCAGCGAGAACUUCCUGGUGCGCUGGGACAGUAUGGGAAUGCCUAAGGAAAUUGAAAAACUCAACAACCUGCCAGCCUUAUUCACGGACCUGAGCAGCAGCGAUCUGAUGAGGCAGCGGCUCUUCCUGGUGUGUCAGAUCAUCAGAGUGGGCAGCAUGGAGCUCAAGGAUGGCAAAAAGCAAACGUGUGGCUUGAGGAGGCCGUUUGGUGUGGCUGUGAUGGACAUAACAGAUAUCGCCCAUGGCAAAAUAGAUGAUGAGGACAAACAGCAUUUCAUCCCGUUUCAGCAGAUAGCCAUGGAAACCUACAUCCGCCAGAGGCAGCUUAUCAUGUCUCCGCUCAUCCCUUCCCGAGUCAUAGGAGAGAACGAGCCGCUCACAGCUGUCUUUAACAAAGUCAUUGCCACGCGGGAGGUCAAUCAUAAAGGCCAGGGGCUGUUUGUGACCCUGAAGCUCCUCCCGGGAGACCUCGUUCAAGUCAGGAAGGACUUCCCCCACUUUGUAGACCGCAGCACGGUGAUCGUCAGGAAAAUGGGCUUCCCAGAAAUCAUCCUCCCAGGAAAUGUUAGGAAUGAUAUUUAUGUGACCUUGCUUCAAGGGGAGUUUGACCGAGGGAAAAAAAAGACCCCGAAAAAUGUAGAGGUUAUUCUCAGCAUUCAUGAUGAUGAAGGCAAUCCAAUGGAGAAAGCAAUCUUUCCUGGGGCCGGCUAUGAUGGUAUAACAGAGUACAAGUCUGUCAUUUACUAUCAGGUGAAACAGCCUUGUUGGAAUGAAACAGUAAAGGUGACAAUUCCCAUUGAAGACGUGUGCCGCUGCCACAUGAGGGUGAUGUUCCGACACAGAUCCUCCCAGGAAUCCAGGGACAAAUCAGAGAAGCCCUUUGGGAUGGCGUUCGUCAAGCUAAUGAAAGGAGAUGGGACCACGCUGAAAGAUGGCAGGCAUGAGCUUAUCGUCUAUAAGGUUGACGUGAAAAAGGCAGAAGAUGCAAAGGUUUAUCUCACCCUGCCAACAACCUGGGUUGAAGUGGAGCAAAUUCAGAAGCAAACUGCAAAGCAGUUCCACCAUUCAGGGGUUAUUCCAGUGACUAAAGACAGUUUCCAGAUCGCAACGCUCACCUGCUCCACUAAGCUCACUCAGAACGUGGAUCUGCUCGGUUUGUUAAACUGGAGAUCUAAUCCUGAGGAUCUUGACCAGAUUUUGCAAAGGCUCAUGGAAGUGGAAGGAGGGGAGAUUGUCAAAUUUCUCCAGGAUACUCUUGAUGCACUAUUCAACAUCAUGAUGGAGACUUCAGAAAAGGACACCUAUGACACCUUAGUGUUUGAUGCCCUGGUAUUCAUAAUCACACUUAUCGGUGACAUCAAAUUCCAGCAUUUUAAUCCUGUUCUCGAAACUUACAUCAGCAAGCAUUUCAGCGCCACUUUGGCUUACAUGAAGCUAACCAAAGUGCUAAACUACUACGUGGGCCAUGCUGAGAAGCCCACCCUGUCAGAACGGCUCUACGCAGCCCUCAAAGCUCUCAAAUACCUGUUCAGGUUCAUUGUACAGUCCAGAGUUCUCUCUUUCAGAUUUCCUGGGAACAGUGAAGAUCCAGACGCUUUCUUCAACUCUAUACGGAUGCUUUUUCUGUCUUUCAACACACUUAUGGACAGACCUCUGGAUGAGGGAGUGAAGAUAAAGGGGGCAAUAUUGAAAUACCUCCCCAGCAUCAUUAAUGACAUCCAGACUGUGUUUGAUCCCGUCGAGCUCAGCGUUCUCCUUGCAAAGUUCAUUGAGAGCAUCCCUGACUUGCAGUUUGUGCGUCAGAAACUGGGCUGCAUGUGUAAAAUCGUUGAGAGUGACCUUUUCACGCAACCAGACUGUCGCGAUGUGCUCCUGCCACUUGUCAAUGACCAGUUAAGCGGGCAGCUGGAUGACCACUCAAGUAAACCGGACUAUGAGGCCUGUAUCCAACUGCUCAGCACCGUGUUGGACACCCUGGACCGCAAAGAUGUGGGUCCGACCAGAGUCCACAUCCAGCUAAUAAUGGAGCGGCUCCUUCGCAGGGUUAAUCGGACCGUCAUCAGCAUGGACAGAUCCUCCCUGCUCAUUGGCCACUAUCUUGCCUGCAUGACGGCCAUCCUAAAGCAAAUGGAUGACAUGCAUUACACCCACUACAUCAGCACCUUCAAAACGAGACAGGAUAUCAUUGACUUCUUGAUGGAGACAUUCAUUAUGUUUAAGGACCUCAUGGGAAAUGUCUUCCCUGCUGACUGGAUGGUGAUGAACCUGGUGCAGAUGCAGGUCUUCCUGAGGGCCAUCAACCAGUACUCGAAUGUGCUCAACAAGCUUUUCCUGGACCAGGCACACUUUGAACUGCAGCUGUGGAAUAAUUAUUUUCAUUUGACCGUGGCGUUCCUCACUCACAAGACGCUGCAGCUGGAAUCCUUCUCCCAGGAAAAACGAAACAAGAUCCUGAACAAAUAUGGAGACAUGAGGAAGACUAUGGGUUUCAGAAUCCGAGAUAUGUGGUACAACAUCGGCCCCCACAAAAUGAAGUUUAUCCCAUCCAUGGUCGGCCCCAUUCUUGAGGUCACACUGGUGCCAGAGCCAGAGCUCAGGAAGGAUACCAUUCCCAUCUUCUUCGAUAUGAUGCAGUGUGAGCACAACUUCAGCGCAGCGCGCACUUUUGAAAUGUUUGAGAAUGAACUCAUAACAAAAUUGGAUCAAGAAGUAGAAGGAGGUCGAGGAGAUGAACAGUACAAAGUCCUUUUGGAGAAAAUAUUGUUGGAGCACUGCAGACGCCACAGGUACCUGUCCCAGUCUGGAGAGGAGCUGGCUCUGCUGCUGAGCAGCUUGCUGGAGAAUCUCCUGGCAUACCGCACCAUCACACUCGAUGAAAGUCCUGAGCACCGCAUGAGCUGCACUGUCAAUGUGCUGAAUUUCUACAAAGAAAAGAAGAGGGAGGACAUUUAUAUCCGCUAUCUAUACAAGCUGCGAGAUUUGCAUCUGGAUUGCGAAAACUACACAGAGGCUGCAUAUACUCUGCUGCUACAUGCUGAAUUAUUGGAGUGGUCAGACAAAACCUGUGCACUUCAUCUGAUACCUCGAGAUGGGGAGCACGGCUGGACACAACAGGAGCUAAAAGAGAGGCUCUUCCACGAGAUUAUAUGCUACUUGGACAAGGGCAAGAUGUGGGAGAAGGCCAUUGAGCUGGGCAAGCAGCUGGCCAAGAUGCACGAGAGCCACAUGUUUGACUUCAUGGAGCUGAGCGAGCUGCUGAAAAAACAAGCCAAGUUCUAUGAGCAGAUAAUGCACGCAAUGAGGCCACAGCCGGAGUACUUUGCUGUUGGAUAUUAUGGCCUAGGAUUCCCUUCUUUCCUCAGGAACAAAAUGUUCAUCUACCGAGGUAAAGAGUAUGAGUGGCUGGAAGAUUUCAUUUUAAAGCUGCUCUCUCAGUUCCCAAAUGCAGUCCGUAUGACGAGUACAGCGCCCCCUGGAGAUGACAUCUGUAACUCUCCUGGACAGCACAUCCAGUGCUUCAAUGUGAAGCCUGUUCUCACAGUGCCACACCAGUUCAAAGACAAGGGAGUUCCAGAGCAGAUAUUAAACUAUUAUAGAUACAAUGAAGUGGACCAGUUCCAGUACUCCAGGGCCUUUAGGAAAGGUGAAAAGGAUCCAGACAAUGAGUUUGCUACCAUGUGGAUUGAGAGAACCACUUUCAUCACUGCCUACCGCUUCCCUGGGAUUCUCAAAUGGUUUGAAGUCAAAUCCAUCUCAGUGGAGGAGAUCAGCCCAUUAAUGAAUGCCAUAGAAACGAUGGAGAUAGCCAAUGAAAAGCUGAGCAACCUGGUGCAACAGCAGGCCUGCGAUCGGUCACUGUCCAUCAACCCGCUGUCAAUGAUGCUCAGCGGCAUUGUUGACCCCGCCGUGAUGGGCGGCUUCUCCAACUACGAGAAGGCAUUCUUUACUGACACCUACAUCCAAGAGCACCCGGGUGACCACGAACGCAUCGAAGUCCUUAAACAUCUCACCGCCCUGCAGAUCCCUCUCCUGGAAGAUGGAAUUCGCAUCCACGGGGAGAAGACGACGGAGCAGCUGAAGCCCUUACACAAUCAUUUAGUUACUUGCUUCCAAGAUCUUCGAGAGAAAGUGGAGAAGCUUUAUGGCGUCAUAACCCUGCCCUGCUCUCUGACUGAGAAGAAGAAGAGUCGCGUGGGCUCAGUUGUCAUGCCCUACAUCCUGUCUUCCACCCUGCGCCGCAUGUCCACUGCGUCCACCCUGUCAAGCACCUCCUCUGGCCUCUCCAGUGGCUCUGUGUCCUCAGAUGGGCCCUCCUCCCAAGACGUUUCUGUUCUGUCCCGCUCUGAGGAAGACAACAGGAUUGCUCGGAAGAACAGGAAGGAGUGGAGUGUGAGCAAAUCCCAAGUCCUGCUAGAGAAAAAGUCGGACACAGAUGGGGUUUCUCCAGACAGACAGCAGAGACCCAAAAGUUUACAACUAGGUGACAGACGGCUCACCCUCUCACUUUUCCAGGGUGUUUCAUCCCAGCUCAGCCUGUCUAACCAACUCAGCCCGCUUCCCGCCUCCCCAUACACUCCAACCACGCCACGCAGCUCCAGUUAUUCAUCACUCCUCAGCGAAAAUGAUGCCAAUACUAUUGACACCCCAGGGACUCCCCCACCCAUGCCUCCGAAAAGACAUCCGCACGAGAUUGACAACCUUGCUAUCACUACAGAGUUCAGUCCUCCAUUACCUAUGAAAAUUGAGAACAAGCCUCCACCACCUCCUCCGAAGACUCGAAAGUCAAUGUUUCCCUCAUAAGAGAUGCCCCCCAGUAAGACAACACCUACGCACCCUCCUCGGAGUUUCAUUAAUUCCCUGAUUUGACUGUGUUGAAAGAGCAGUCUCAUUUUAGACGUCAUGGAAACGCCACAGUGGGGUACAGAGAGCAGGAAGGUCUGGGGAAGAAGCAGGAGUUUUUUGUUUUCAAUUUCUGCAACAGUAAUUUGUUUCUUUCAGGUCACUUUUAUUUCCAAGUUGUCCUGUGUUCUUAAAUUUGAACAACUAUUGUAGCGUUAAGCUGAUAGGAAGGGUCUGUCAUUAAAUAGUAGAACUGGAUGCAUGAUUUGGAACCAAUUUAAGGUACAGUCUUAGGUUCUGUGGGCUCAUUAAGGUAAUGAAAGACUCAUUCUUUCAAGAUAGGUCACCAGAGUAUAUAUUCUUUUUAAUCAGUUGCAAAGAAAAGGAAUGAAUAAUGGUCUGUCAUGUUUUUAUUUUUAUGUUUGUGUAUGGAGUGACACUGGAUGACUCACUUUCCCUCUAGCUGUUUAACAGUAUUUGCUAUACAGCCGGAGACAAAAGCUGCAUUAGAUAAAUGUCAGAGUUGAUUAAGAGGCAGGGAUUACUGUAUGCAGAAGGUAACUGUUAGUUACAACGCAGUUUGUUUGUGUCUGUUGAUCGUGUUUCGUUUAUUUGUAAAAGAACAGCCUUUUUUCCAACCCGCCAUGGUUUCAGAGACACUGGAUGGCAAUAUUGAAUGUGCUGCAGAUUCUGCAUUGUUAUUGUUGCUUAUGAUUAACCCAAUGCUGUACCUGUUGAUUCCUGAAUACACUACACUGCUAUGGGGGUGGUGUUUAGUGGGAAGUGUUGCCAAAAGACAUUUGAUGCCACUGUCAAAUCUGCAUUAAAUAUAUAGCCGGAGCCAAAAACAGGCAACUAUUCACCUCAAAGGCUCAGUUAGUUUUCUUUGUGUAUGUAGUUAGUGUUAUGUAUAGUUGCAGGGAAACCCCCUAAAUACCACUUACAGCAAUUUAAAGCUCAGUAGAUAUUUUUCAGACCAUCAUCUUGAGAAACAUUUAAAGCAGUAUCUCAGCUGAGCCAUCAUGAAAACUAGAGAUGUACCGAUCAGAUUUUUAUGGUUAGUUUUACAAGCUCCAGUUUUCUGCCCAAUUAUGGUUAUUUACAAUUUCCCUUAAACAGUGUUGCAUUGUAACUAAAUAAAAAUACAUUUCUAACCUUCUUGGGUGGACCUCCUUGUGCACCCUAGAACUAUUUUUUAUUUUAUUUUAUAAUUUGAUUAAUUUUGAUUCAAUAACUCGUCAAAACGACAAACCCAGAUAAACAGACAUGUAUAAAACAUGGUACCUAUCUUGGGGUAGAAAAUAUAGGCAAGUGGGGAAUAUAUCACAUAAAAAGUUAUGAAAUAGUUUGUUUUUGGGUAAGUGGGGGACAAGUGACCAAGAGCCCUUCCUGGUGUCAACAAUCAUUCAUUAUAUUUGAAGCAAAGGCAGCAUCUUGCUGCUUUUUUUUUUUUUACAAUUUUCAAAGACAAAAUGGUUACAGGGUUGACAUUUAAAACUAGCUUCGCAUCUUAUAUUUAUCUUAUAUUAGAGCGAUUAGCAUGGUUAGCAUCACAAAAGUUCUCACAGUUAGAGAAUGAUCCCUACCUUAUCUCUUGAGACUUCCAGAAUUCUGCUCAAAUUUCCAAAUCCACUGUUUUUCAUGACAGAGGCUGAAAACUGCUUGUUAUCCCACAGUCCUGCUUGCUCUCAUUAUUACGCUGCCUCAAUGAAUCUCAAACAUGUCUCGAUGUGAGAAUUUCUUUUUAAUACUUUUUUACAUCACAGUGCACACACCUCAUUUUAAUCUCACUUAUACUGAAAAUAGAUAACUUUUAGGGUUUUGUUCCUCAGUAUUGGCCUCCACAGUGUAUCGUUAACACUGGAAGGGUUUAGUAUGUUACAACUAGUUACCCAUCUAAACCAAUGAAGCUGGAAGUUUUCAUAUUCUGAUAACAAACUGAUUUUUUUUUUUUGUCUAUGCAUUUGUCUAUGCACUAGUAAAAGCAACAAAAUAUAUUACUAUCAUCAGCACUGUUUGAUUUGUUUAAGGAUAGUGUUUAUUUAUGCAUUCCAUUUUCUCCUCAGAAGUAGACAUUUUCAAGUUUAUAGUUAGAAGAAUUAGCAGAAAGAUCCCUAGAUGGUGGAACACUGAGCGGAAAAAUCAGUCGUUUACCACCAAUCCUAAUUUUAAAACCCAAUAUGGCUGCGUUUCAUAUACAAUUUUGUGACUUCUAAAAAUUUGUAUCUUGUUAAAAUGUUCACUCACAUCAUUAUACAACCUCCUUUAGUGAACAUACUGCUGAGGUGUUUGAAAGUGCAAAAUGCAAAGAAAUACAUUGUUGUUAGCCCUCAUUGCUAACUGUAGUUAGCCUGGUCACUGGGUGCAUCGACUUGCAAAUCCUAUUGGUGUUCUAGCUUGGUUCCAGAGCACGGUUGAGCUGCAAUAGAUCCAAGGUGUGACAUUAAAGGUACAUAAAACAUAGCCACCAGCGCUUGUUUGCCUGCAUCAGGUCGCACGGGACGUUCUCGCAGUUUUCUCCACUACACUUCUCUUUUAAGACGUUUGUUUUGAACAAAGAGUACUGUGGUUUAACAACUAAUCUUUUUUCAUUGUUUCAUUGCAUUUUACCUCUACAUCUCUUAAUCUGUUCAUAUAUUCAGUGCAAAUUCUGUAAUUAAUACCAAACUUUCCUCUGAGUAAUGCUAACGGCCACCCAAAUAAGCAGUUUGAUAAGCAUAGCCUUAAAAAAUCAUAUAAAACACAAAUUAAAUCUUGUUAAUGAGCACAUUUAUAAGGGUUUGGAUUUUCCAUCUCUGUGCUGAGUAUGUCUGCUUCAGGCUCCUGGUAAAUAAUUAUUGCAGAGGCAUAAAAGUCCUGAAAUGAAUUAAUUUUCUAAAUGUGUGUUGGUGGGACUUUAAAGAGCCAUAAAUACAAAACAUCUCUUGAGGUCACUUUAGCUUGAACUUUCAGGUGUCGUUUCUGUAAAACCUUUCAGAGAUUUGCACAGCCGCUGUGUAUAGAGGUGGCAUUAUGUUCCGCAGUCAUUUUAGUAGAUGCUGAACACUGUAUAUCUUUUUUUAAAGAACAAGUGCUAAAUCUCAUGAUGUUUUGAUAGAGAUCAAAUUAAACUGAUAAUUGUGUUGUCAUUAUUUUUCUAUUUUUAGACUGAUUGUUUUACAAGGGAUUAAUGUCAUUGUAUAAUGCAGAUUUCUUUAAAAAGCAACAAUGUUUAUGAACAAUGAUUCAACAGGCAUAUAGUGAUAUUUUUUUAAUGAACAAGAUGUUGACUGAACCAAAAUAAAGACUUUUUUUUUUUCUUUUUUAAAAAGGUUAA